UGGAUUUUAGAGUUUGUCAUCAAGUUUACGCUUAAUGUUUUUAUUCAGGGGGAAAAUUCGGGCGGUCUGUGUCGCAUGUAGGCCCUCGAGGUCCCUGAGCAGUUUCUCACACUGCCUGAGUGCAAAAGAACGAGGCUCUGAAAUGGCGUCGUGCUGCAGGCAGGACGGAGGGCAGCUUUUCCUAUUUAAACAACUACGGUUUAGUGAGUGGUCGUAGUUUGGCGUGAAUUGUACGCGUACACAGUUGGCAUAAAGUUUUUUUUUUGUUUUUUUUAAAUCAUACUGGGAAUUAAGUAUUUUUGUCCUCUGCGUUUAGGAAUGUCAAACACAAAUAUGGCCUUCUUGAUGCCCUUGAAUAUUGAGUCGUGUUAGCUAACCAACAACAAACUCACUCUCUCCCUCUCUCGUGCUUCUGUCACUAACGCUAAGUUUGUAAGCAGAAAAUCAUGUAAAGCUAAUUAAUUUAGCUGCGUGUUAAUGUGUCUUCUACAUGGACUUAAAUCUAAACACAGUUAAUUUAAGUAGCUGUAGUGGUUAAUGAUAGUCUUGGAAUUAGCAUUACAGUUGGUAACUGUUUCAUAAUAUCCCUAUGUGACAGGUUUGGCGUUGUGUUCAUAAUGCGACUCACUGAUACGGUUGUUUUGACUCCAUUAAACUAUUCACUGCAGCUUUAUUUCGAAGACAAACGUAAACUCAUAUUUGUUGUUUGUUAGUUGAUUUAACUUUUGUUUGUGGCUGCGAGUUUCUGAGGCGAUGAGGAGGGAAAGUUUGUGUGUGUGUGUGUGUUUCUUUCACGUGUCCCCAUCACGAACUUAGCUUCUCUCUCUCUCUCGUGUUGUUAAAUAAAGGAUGUUUCUUUCCUACGGAUACAAAAUAUUUUUAACAAACUCGGGUCCUCGACAUGGUUUUCUCACCCUGAGCCUUAUUUGAGUAUUGAAUUAGCUGAGAAAUACUGUCCAUUCAAAACAACAUCUGUAUACGCCUUCACUAUAGUCCCCCCCCCCCGGGUUCUCUGAUUUCCUCCCACCUCUCAAAAAUAUGACCGUAGGCAUAUUGGCUACUCUAAAAUGGUUCCUAGGUGUGAACGUGUGUCUGCACACUGCCCUUGGAUUGACUGGCGUCCCAAUCCAGGGUGUACUGCCACCUCAUGCCCAGUGUUACUGGGAUAGGCUCCUGAUCCACCGUGACCUUGACUAGGAUAAAGAUUUUUUCCCCAUUUUCUUAAAUAAUAUGUUUAAAUGUAGCCACAGAUCACAACCUCUCUGUCAUUUAAACCCACCAUCUACCCUGAAUUUUAUUUUCAACUUUUCACCACUGAGGAGAACACAUAGCAGGAAAUCUUAAUCUUAACAAUCUUUCAUAUUUGUAAGCGGUUUUUCAGGCAGCAUAUGGUUCUAUAAUCCAAGCACUGCUCACAAGUACAACCAUAUACAUGAACAGUGUAACCAUACACAUGAAGCUGCUUAAUUGCACUUGUCAUGUACAUAAGCUCAGAGUCAGACAGUGUUCAACUAUGCACAGUAUCUCCUCCAGAGCUGAGAUGGAUUCAGAGGAUAUGGAGGUGGAGAGUAGCAGCGAUGUGGGGCAUUCAGGGAUGGAGGAACCGUCCGAGAGCGGCAUGGCAAUGGAGUCAUCAGAAGCCAUGUCUGCAGACAGCAGUGAUGCAGCCACACUGCCAGCCCUUGCACCUGAGUCUGACUGCCAUGUUGGACAGAGCUCUGAGGGCAUUGUGGUUUUUAUCCCAGAGACAAGCUCCAGUACAGAUGUGCGCGGUGUCCAUCUCCCAGACUCCUCCUCUGUCGCGCAGUCCACCAGUGUCUCCAGUGUGUCCACAGUCACCCAGUCAUUGUUGGUGUCCGAGUCACCUCAGGUCCUCGUGCACUCCAGUGCUGUAUCUGAAGGAGGGAUGAUGGUGUCUGAUUCAACAGCCUCCACCUCUUCAGACCUGGGCUCUGCCAUUGACAAAAUAAUUGAGUCCACCAUUGGGCCUGAUAUAAUGAAUGGAUGUAUUGCAGUAACAAGUGCAGAAGAUGACAAUGCAGAGGCCACUCAGUAUCUGAUCCUGCAAGGACCUGAUGAUGGAGCUCCUAUGGUGGCGCAGAUGUCUUCCUCGGCACUAUGCAGCCGCCUCACUAUUGACGCUUUAUCGGAUGGGCCAACCUCCACCUGUUUGGAUCAGGCAGACCUAUCAGAGAGCCUGCAGCCCGACCAGCCGGGCCAUUCAGACUACAGUGAGCAUGAGGACGGCAGUAGUAGCAGCAGCAGCAGCAGCAGCAGCAUUAGUCGGCCUGAUCCAGAUCAGACGGGCGAUCCGGGUCAGUCCCGGUUUGAAGACUAUGGUGCAGAUGAAUCAGAGGAACCGCUGAGAGGCUACGUGGCCGAGUGCAGUGGCGCGGUUGAAUGUAGCGACAGCAGCUGUGUGGAUGAUGGCACUGUGCGGCACUCGUUGGCUGACACAGCUGGCUCACAUCUCCAAGACCAAAUGGAAUGCAGCGAAAGCCAAGCCGGGCCAUACAUCAGCAGCAGUGGUACUUACUCCACCCUUCCAGAGCCUGAGGCAGCACCCAGGGAGGACGAUGGAGUUGUGGUGGAGUCCGGAGUGGCAGCAGGGCCAGGGGACAGGGCUCCCGACCUGGCUGAGCUUGAAGAAAUGAUGGAGGUGGUCAUUGUGCAACAGUUCAAGUGCAAGAUGUGUCCAUAUAAGAGCGUUUCUAAAGACACUCUCAUCAAUCAUAUGAGAGACAGGCACUUCAAACCUGCAGGUGAUCCUCCUAAAAAGCGAGGACGUGGAAGACCAAGAAAAUCUGAGACACUGGCCCAACUGGGGGCAAAGAUGAAAAAAGAGCCGCCAGAGGAAGAUGAAGAUGACAUCAUAGACGCCGGUGCCAUUGAUGAUCCUGAAGAGGACAGUGACUAUAAUCCAGCAGAUGAGCAGCUAAGAGCCAGACCACCUACUCAACGACCAUCUCCUGCCUCCUGCUCUUCAUCUUUCUCCUCUAACUCACUGAAGCGUCCUCGCAGGAUGGUGGGCCCGCCCCGCAAAUUUCUCUACCCUCAAAGUUACACAGAAACAGCAGUGUCAGUGUCUCAGACAAGCACUAUAGUGGACCCCCAGGCUCCUGAAGAGGCCAGUUCCUCUGGGCUGGAGAAUGGCACUGUCUCGAUAUCUAAUGGCUGUACUGUGGAGCAAGGUGUCAGCCAAUCAGAUUCAGAGAACAAAGAUCCUUCAUCAAACAAUGGCCCUGAUGACGAGGAGUUUUUCCCACGGAGGCGCGGACGACCAUCAAGGCGUUUUCUUCGCAAAAAAUAUAAAAAAUAUAUUAACAGAAACAAGUACUACAAAUCCCUCAAGCCUCUGUUGAGACCUCAUAACUGCUGGAUCUGUGGGUCACGCUUUCUGUCUCAAGAGGACCUCCGAUUUCAUGUGGAUUCUCAUGAGGGCAACGAUCCAGAACGCUUUAAGUGUCAGCAGUGCAGUUACCGCUGUAAACGUUGGUCUUCACUUAAGGAGCAUAUGUUCAACCACCAAGGUACCAAACCAUUUAAGUGUGACGUCUGUGACUAUUCAAGUGUCUACAAGAAGGACGUUGUCCGACAUUCUGCAGUUCACAGCAAAGAAAAGAGUAAGAAGACAGGCCUGCCUUUUGAUGGUCUUCCCCAGAUUCCAAAGGUGUCUGAGUUCCCGUGCCCAAUCUGCCAUCGUGUUUACCCCAUGCAGAAACGCCUCACGCAGCAUAUGAAGACGCACAGCUCAGAGAAACCGCACAUGUGUGAUAAGUGUGGAAAGUCUUUCAAGAAACGAUAUACUUUCAAAAUGCAUCUGCUCACACACAUCCAAAACUGUGGAAACAGCUUGUUUAAGUGUGAGUUCUGUGAGGUCACUUGUAAUGAUAAGAAGCAGCUUCUAAACCACCAGCUGUCUCACACCAAUGACAAGCCUUUCAAAUGUGACUACUGCAAGUACUCCACGAGCAAAGAGGACUUCCUGUUGUCUCACAUUGCUAUCAAACACACUGGAGAGAAGCCGUUCUGCUGUGACCUGUGCCACUUCAUGACCAAGCACAAGAAGAAUCUGCGGCUGCACAUGCAGUGCCGUCACCCUGAGGCCUUCGAAAGGUGGUGCGAGUCUAAUCCUGAGGAGCCAGUGAGGAGGCGCAGGAAGCCCUUCUUCACCCUGCAACAGAUAGAGGCACUCAAACAACAGCACGAGAGCCAGACACUAGGGAGCACCAUUGUAACCGUGGAUCCGUUAACUCUUCAAACCAUGGAGCCAAUGGGGAAUGCAUCUGUGUCCCAGGAUGCACUGGGAAACACCACCAUCAUCUACGAGCAAGGCCAGUCGUCAGAUCUGUCCGCCCAGAAUGCACUGGACCUGCUCCUGAACAUGAGCAAUGCACGAGAGCUGGUUGGAAAUUCACUCCAGGUAGCUGUUCUGAAAUCGGAUGGCAAGACCCUGGAGGCGGGUCCUUGGGUCACAGCGGAGUCUGCAGGUCAAGACUCAUCCCUGCAGCCACAGAACGUCGUGACCUAUCACGUGUCUGAGAACGGGGAGACCCUCGUGCAGGAGGCGCUGACUCAGGAGGAGGCCGCAGAAGGCGAACAGGAGUUUGCACAGAUUGCCAUCAGCGCUUAUGCGACCGCCAGAGAGUUUAGCGUGGUGGAACAGGCUGCUGAGGAGAUUCACAGCACCGCCACAGCUUAUAGUGUGGAGGAGAGCUCAGCUGAUCAUCAGACUGUGGAGGUAAGCAGUGAGUCAGUGUCUCUCUCUACACCGUUGAAGGAACACAAAGACAAGUUCUACCUGAGCUCCAGUUUGACUGAUGGCGUGCUUCAGCAAGUGGAGCUGAGUAGUGAAGCCCCAGGCUCUCCAUCUCAGAGCUCAUCUUCCCAGCCCCAGCAGCUCAACACCAAACGCUUCUGCUGUCGGGUCUGCAUGGAGACUUUUCAUGGACGCUCCGACAUGGAGAACCACAAGAGGGCGCACCUGGACCCCAACACAUUCAAAUGUCCUGACUGUGAAUUCACUGCUACAUCGUGGCCAGAGGUUAAGACUCAUAUGGCUAUGCAUGCCUACCUGCGGCCUCAUAAAUGCCCAAGCUGCAGCUUUGCCUCCAAAAACAAGAAGGACCUGCGGCGCCAUAUGAUGACGCACACCAAUGAGAAGCCUUUUUCGUGCGAAGUCUGUGGACAGAGGUUUAAUAGGAAUGGCCAUCUGAAGUUCCACAUGGAGAGGCUGCACACGCAGGACCCCCCGCCUCGCAAGCCCAGAUCCAGCAGCUCCCAACAGACCAUUAUUGUGAACAGUGAUGAGGAGGCCUUGGCUACACUGCAGACAUUGCAGGCAGGUCAGACUGUGAUCAGUCCAGAGCAACUGCAGCAGGCUUUAGGACAGGAGCACAUAAUAGUGGCCCAGGAACAGUCUCUCUCUGACCAGGAGGAUGCUGCAUACAUUCAGCAGAUAACUACAGUAGAUGGCCAGACAGUGCAACACUUAAUGACGGCGGAUAAUCAGGUCCAAUACAUCAUCUCACAGGACAGUGUUCAGCACUUGAUCCCACAGGAAUAUGUUGUUGUAUCCAAUGGCAACCACAUUCAGAUGGAGGAUGGCCAGAUUGCUCAUAUCCAGUAUGAGCAUGACGGGACACUCCUACAAGAACAGCAGAUUGCUGUGACUCACAAUGGACAAAUCCAGUACUUCCCUAUCAGCACUGAGCAACAGAUAGUGAGCCCUGAGGAUCUAGAAGCUGCUGCACACUCUGCUGUCACCGCUGUAGCUGAUGCAGCCAUGGCCCAAGGUCAAACAGUCUACACCACAGAGGCCACACCUGAACAGCUGGAGCAGAUGCAGCAGCAAGGCAUUCAAUACGAUGUCAUCACAUUUACAAGGGAAUAAGGACACGUACAGGUUGCAUGGCCUGCUGGUGCCAUGGAGCAUUACGAUCAAGAGGCCAUAGUAACAACUCACUGUUACUAUCCAUAAUGGAAAAUUAACAUGCAAAUGAUUAUUUUUUGUUUGUUUUUGUAUAUUAUGUAAAGUACAAUUAUAGAAAGAGUGGGGAAGUACAAUAGUGGAAUAUAAAAGCAAAUCAUGCCUUGUAAUUAUUUAAAAUGAUUUAUCUUGCUCUGCCUCCACUAUUCUGCUUUGUAAAAAAAAAAAAACCAUACAAAAUUCUGUACUUAAUUAAAUUUAAAUGAUUGCUUGGUUUGCUGUAGCGAUUAAGAGAGCAUAACGACUACUGGUGGUACUACGUAUGUACUUUGGAAGUCUGGUUUAGUUCUGUGGUCUUUAUUUUGUCAUGUUUUCCUGAAACACUGUUCUGAAAUAGUAGCUUUCAUUCAUUUUUCAUUCAUGUUUUUUGUUUGUUUGUUUGUUUGUUUGUUUGUUUGUUUUUGUUUUGUUUUUUAAUUGUAUAUGAUUUUUCCAUGAGGUUUUGCUUUGGCAUUAAUAAAGCUAAUACCACUUAAGUCUCA
Messenger RNA from Ictalurus furcatus (blue catfish), 6471 nucleotides. RefSeq names its product zinc finger protein 335. The transcript is spliced from 27 exons. Gene Ontology annotation, molecular function: RNA polymerase II cis-regulatory region sequence-specific DNA binding. Gene Ontology annotation, biological process: regulation of gene expression; positive regulation of neurogenesis; brain development. The record is from RefSeq and is a predicted model, not a curated record. NCBI's taxonomy places the organism in Eukaryota, Metazoa, Chordata, Actinopteri, Siluriformes, Ictaluridae. The coding region runs from base 1433 to 5893 and encodes 1486 amino acids. Gene Ontology annotation, cellular component: nucleus.